UCGGGGGCCGGGGAGGACCAUGCACCGCGCUGCCUCCAACCAGCGCUCGGUCUCCUCCUCCUCGGGCUCCUUCCAGCCGCCGCCGCCGCCGCCGCCGCCGCUGCCUCCGCACGCCGCCGACCGGCAGCCGCUCUUCCCGGGGGGCUCCGGCAGCCGGCGCGGCUCGGGGUCCAGCUCGGGCUCGGGGGCGGCGGCGGGGGCGCUGCUGGGGCCCGGCGGGGCGGGGGGAGGGCGGCGCUGGGGCUUCCAGGCGCUGUCCCUGGUGCUGUUGCUGGGGCAGGGCGCGCUGCUGGACCUCUACCUGAUCGCCGUCACCGACCUGUACUGGUGCAGCUGGAUCGCCACCGACCUGGUGCUGGCGGCCGGCUGGGGCAUCUUCUUCUGCCGCAACAGCCGGGCUCGCCGCCGGGAGCGGCCCCCGCCGCCGCCCGGGCCGCCGCCGCCGCACCCGCUGCUGCUGCACGGCCCGCCCGGCGGCCGCGGGGCCGGGGGGCGCGGGGCCGGGGUCCCCGCCCGCGGCGGCGACUUCGCCUACGCGCACCUGGCCUGGCUCAUCUACUCCAUCGCCUUCACGCCCAAGGCGGCGCUGAUCCUGGGCACGUCCAUCCUGGAGCUGAUCGAGCUGCGCCUGCCGCUGGGCACCACCGGCUUCCGCAUCACGCUGGCGCUGUCGGCGCCGCUGCUGUACUGCCUGCUGCGGGCCAUCGGCACCGAGGGCGCGGGGCAGCUGCUCCUGCCGCCGCAGCCGCCGCCGCAGCACCGCGCCGCCGCCGCCUUCCUCGCCACCUGCCUGGACCUGCUCGACAGCUUCUCGCUGCUGGAGCUGGUGCUGCAGCCCGGCCGGCCGGCGCCGCUGCCCGCCCCGCUGCGCUACCUGCUCAUCGCCGUCUAUUUCCUCUGCCUGGCCUCGCCGGUGCUGUGGCUGUACGAGCUGAGCGCGGCCCGCCCGCCCGGCGCCGCCCGCCUGGCGCUGCACCUGCUGCUGCCCGCCGGGCUGCUGGACGCGCCGCUGCUGGCGCUGCGCUGCCUGCUGCUCCUGCGCUACCAGCAGCCGCUCUCCCUCUUCAUGCUCAAGAACCUCUUCUUCCUGACCUGCCGCGGGCUGGAGGCGCUGGAGACCUGCUGCCUGCUGCGCCCCGCCGCCGCCCCGCCGCCCGCCAAGUACGGCCCGGCCGCCGCCGCGCCCGCCGCCGCCCCGCUGGCGCACGGGCUCUCCGACGUGGAUGUGGGGCCGCACGGCUACGUGAACGCCCUGGCGGUCAGCGCCCAGGGCUGAGCCCCCGGGCCGCCCCGGCAGAGCCCCGUCUCUGCCUUCUGCUCAGGUUCGCUCCGCCGUGGCCGGGCAGGGGAAGGGGACUUGGGCUUCCCCGGCAGACUCCCGCUCUCCUCCUCCCUUCCUCACGGACACGUCCAGCAGCGGGAGCUCCGCACAAACCCGACUACCUGCAGGAGCCGACGGAUGACACUUGUCGCCAGAAAACGCCCUGUCCUUCGUGACGAGACUUCUUCCAGUGCUUCUGUCUCUCCACUGCCUGGAGGGUCCCGCUCUUCCCCUCCCUCCCAGGACAUUGUGUUGCUCUGUAACCAUAAAGGUUCGGUUUUUCCUUGUCGUCCUCAACAAGGACCAGUGCAUUUUGUCCCCUCCUUUAGGAACUCCUGCUGACCACAAUAAUGAGAUGCAAGAGGGGCCCGACCAGCAGAUGUUGCCUCCAGAAGAACAGAAGGAAGCAUGCUUUGGUUUCCUGGGUCUUGCAAAGCUGCUGCCUGUGUCUCCCAGGCCUCUGUGUACCAGCUAAGGAACCUCUGGAAGCACGCUGGCCUCUCGGUCACUUCAAGCCCAUGAGCCACCUUCUCCUUGCCAAAAUGUCUACUACCUCUGUGCUUCAACCUUUUGCAUCUUACAUUGACUUCACAUGCUAAAGAAACCAAUCCAGCAUGGACACAAACCAGGGCUUAGGUCCUAUUUCAUAACCACCAAGACAUUUAUUUCUGGUGAGAACAGGGUUUACAGCAGCCUGCUGCUGGCACCCCCAGCUGCUGGGGCUCUCAUUUCUCUGUGAAUAUGCAUGUUUACGGAUCAGCGUUGGUUUUCUUUUACACAGAGCAUAGGGUCUUCCUUUACACAGCCAGAAAGGCUGGAAAAUUCCCUCUGGCCCCCUUCCAUGCCUGCUUGAGAGAGCAGAGACGGAGCUGAGCCUGCAGAGUGCCAGAGGACACUGGCACUGCUCGGGAUGGGCUGUGCCCAGUGAACCUCACUUCAGCACAGAAAGCCAAGUGCUGCAGGAGCCCUCGAGGCAGAGGGGCUCUGGAGCUGUGGUGAAAGCCCAUGUAUCAGCAUCCUGUCCUCUGUGUGCAUGUGGUUGAGGGUAGGUGGGGAAAAAUUGCUAGUAACCUCUCAUAGGAACACAGUUUUCUUUGGUUUUGAGCUCCGUGAAUGUUGGGUGGGGCUAAGGCCUGCUCUUCUGCCUGGCUGCAGCUGCUCCUAAAGCAGCCCCAUGGAAGCAGGAGCACACAGGCCACGUUUGGAGGAAGGACUUUGCCCCUCCCAGGCUUAUAUUUUGUUACCUGGGCACGGCUGCAAUAAUUGUGACAAACAACAGUUUCCUGUUGCGAAGUAUUUUUAUUUAUUUUUUUCUUUUCAAGCUGUCCUGAUGGGAAGGGGAAAUAAAGCACAACCAACUGCUACCCACAGCAGGACUGCAGGUGCAGCCCAGACUUCUUCUGCACACACAUUCAUUCUUUCCUUCAGGGCUUGGGCUUCAGAGCCUCUGUCCCACCUUCCUUUUCACAGAGUGGGAUCAGCUGCCUGCUCUGGUGGACUGCUACAGCAAAAUGUUUACAGUCUGGUAACUUCCAGCUCCCAGAGGCAGAAGUGGGGCUGCCAUGGGGCUCUCCUCCCCCAGCUCUCGGUGGCUGAUGGGUUUUGAGGGGCUGGAAAAGCCCCUAGAACAAAAAGAUGGGUCCAUAGUGCUGUUCUGUUCAGAAGUGCAGCUAGGAUGGGUGACUCGCUGCUCUCCUCAUGCCAAAGGGAGAGUUGGCAAAGCUAGGCUUAACUUUCCCACCAGUGCUUUAUUUUUAACCUGAGCCCUCACAUGGGCAGUUGUGUGAAUUUUGGCCAGUGGCCUUUCUCUUCAGUAAUUUCUUCUUGUCUGGACAAUCUUGGUGCUGUGAGUGACUGUGAUUGUAAAACUUGGUACUGUGAACUUUUACUAUGUGAUGUGAAAUGUGUCGAGGGGAUGCUAAGUUCCUGGCCAAAGGAGGUGUAAUUACAGGUAUAUCAUGCUUGUACAGGUAUUUGUUUCCUUGCACCUUCCUUUUUCAGCAUUAAAUAGGUAGUAGAAGCUCAGAAAUAAUUAUUCAAGAGAGAAUAAGGUGAUACCUGAACCUAGGACUACUCCAUUCUUCAGUCAAAGAGCUGAAAAAAAAAAUUAAAAUCCCCAACCAACCAACUUUGCCAAAAACAAGCUGAAAGGAAAAAAAAGCUUUUCAUCACCAACUAUGUUUGGCUGCUCCUAUGGCCAAGUUCCCAAUAGCAAAGUGCUAAUCCCCAAUACACAUAGUUGAGACAUCAAAAGAAUCACAGCACAAUUAUUAACAAGUCUGACUCCAUUACCCCUUCAUAGCCCAUAACAAAGUUGUUGUUUCAACAGUGAGUGCCUUUUUCCAGUUAGGAUGUUAUUGAGAAAAAUGGCAUAUUUGAAAUUUAUCUGGCCAUGGCAUAUUUAACCCAGUGGUGGUGAACUCACAGUUCAGAUUUUUCCAUGGAUGAAAAGGUUGCCCAGGACAGAUGACCCUGCAAAAUGACAUUUGUGUUGCAUAGAAUUCCUUUGUAGAAAAAGUUGUUUGUGGUGCCAUGGUUUCUAGGUAGUUAGGAAAUGUGCUGUUUGGAGAGUGUCAAGCUCUUAGAGUUGGCUAGACAGAAGCCCCCUUGCAACUAAAAGGACAGCUCUGCUGCUCCUGCAAUUACUUACUAUGAAAAAACUUUUAAAGAUCUUCAAUGUCUUGUUUAUAAACCUGCUCCUCCUUUUGAAUUCUUUUGGUAAUUGAACUCUUGCUUCCACUUAAACCUUUCUGUUUGCAGAAGAGAGAUGGUGGUACCAUCCAAGUGCAAGCAAUACCUCUCCUGAUGCACCUUGCACAUCUCCUGUACUUUGUGCCAACAUUACAUUACUGGUCCAGGUCAGUAACACUUUACUGAAUCAAUUUGUGCCAUACUAAGACACAGGUCCCUUGGGAUUCUGUUACACAACUCAGUUAUUUAGCAUUUUAUUGCUCUUUGUUUGCUAUCCUGACAAAAGAGAUGACUACUCCCAGGAGGGGAAAUGGAAGUGAGAGAUAAGGCCUGUGGCUGAUGGACACUUGGCAUCCCCCUGGCAUUAAUCAGAACUUGUAUUUUUUAAAAAGCAAGAUUGUUAAAAUAAAAUUAGAAACUUGUGA
Molecule: messenger RNA, 4437 nt
Organism: Oenanthe melanoleuca
Lineage: Eukaryota; Metazoa; Chordata; Aves; Passeriformes; Muscicapidae
Gene: TMEM121B
Product: transmembrane protein 121B
Exons: 2
Coding region: 20-1276 (418 amino acids)
Source: RefSeq, a predicted model, not a curated record